This is a messenger RNA of Stegodyphus dumicola, 1028 nucleotides long. RefSeq names its product pre-mRNA splicing factor crn (gene crn). NCBI's taxonomy places the organism in Eukaryota, Metazoa, Arthropoda, Arachnida, Araneae, Eresidae. Gene Ontology annotation, molecular function: protein binding. The record is from RefSeq and is a predicted model, not a curated record. Gene Ontology annotation, biological process: mRNA splicing, via spliceosome; spliceosomal complex assembly. Gene Ontology annotation, cellular component: U2-type catalytic step 2 spliceosome; precatalytic spliceosome; Prp19 complex.
UUACAAGUUAAAGGAGUGGAAGAAGAUCGAACAAGAGAGGUAUACCAAGCAUGUCUGAAAUUAAUACCUCAUAAAGUAUUCACCUUCGCAAAGAUAUGGCUCCUGGCAGCUCAGUAUGAAAUUCGUGAAAAAAACUUAACUGCAGCAAGGAAGCUUUUGGGCACUGCUAUUGGAAUGCGUCCGAAAGACAAGCUGUUCCGAGGUUAUAUUGAUUUGGAAAUCCAGUUAAGAGAGUUUGAUAGAUGUCGUAUUUUGUACCAGAAAUUUUUAGAAUUUGCACCAGAAAACUGCACCACUUGGAUGAAGUUUGCUGAGCUUGAAACCAUUCUUGGAGAUUUUGAACGUGCUCGUGCUAUAUACGAAGUUGCCAUUAACCAGCCUAGAUUGGAUAUGCCUGAAGUUAUAUGGAAGGCAUACAUUGAUUUUGAAAUAGAGCAGGAAGAAUUUGACCUUGCAAGACAAUUGUAUGAAAGACUUUUAGAAAGAACACAACAUGUAAAGGUUUGGAUAAGUUUUGCAAGAUUUGAACUUGGCUGUGGAGAAGGAAAAAAUGCUAUUUUGCAAGCAAGGCAUGUUUAUGAGAAAGCAAACAAAAGUCUGAAAAAUUCUAGUGAAAAGGAAGAGAGACUUAUGCUUCUAGAAGCAUGGAAAGAGUUUGAGGAGCAAUAUGGAGAUGAGCAUUCAAAGGAAGAAGUUGAAAGACUAUUACCAAAGAAAGUUAAGAAGCGAAGGAAAAUUAUGAAUGAAGAUGGGACUGAAGGAGGAUGGGAAGAAUAUUAUGACUACAUAUUCCCAUCUGAUGAAGUUGCAAAACCACAUUUAAAACUACUAGAGCUUGCCAAAAAGUGGAAAAAAUCUCAAGAAACAACUAAAGAAAGCAAUACAUCUGAAACAGAAAACAUGGACAGCUGAACUCAGUUGCCAUUUUGUAAACAGACUGAUCAUCUGACAUAUAUAUAUGUCUUUGUAAAGAUGUGAAUGUACAUAAUUUAAAAUGUAAAUAAAAUUUUUAUUACUUACAUAUAAAA